CUCAAGUGGCUCGCAUUAUAAAUAUAUACAUGUAUAUAUGUAUUCCUGUAUUUGGAGAUCCUCCAUCAGAGACAUUGAGCUCCUUUCUUGACAGUUGACAUCCCAGGCUAAGAGCUGAAGAUCUUCUUCGUCCUCGACCAAGAAAAUUUGUUGAGGAAAUGGCAUCCAGGAGAAUUCUCAAAGAGCUCAGGGACUUGCAAAGAGACCCGCCCACUUCAUGCAGCGCAGGACCCGUAGCUCAAGACAUGUUUCACUGGCAAGCAACCAUAAUUGGCCCAAACGACAGCCCUUAUGCAGGUGGUGUCUUCCAAGUUACCAUUCAUUUUCCACCUGAUUACCCUUUCAAACCUCCCAAGGUUGCAUUCAGAACCAAAGUAUUCCAUCCAAAUAUAAAUAACAAUGGAAAUAUCUGCUUGGACAUCCUCAAGGAUCAAUGGAGUCCAGCGCUCACCAUAUCCAAGGUUCUACUAUCCAUAUGCUCACUUCUCACGGAUCCAAACCCAGACGAUCCACUAGUGCCAGAAAUUGCUCACAUGCACAAGACUGAUAGAGUCAAGUACGAAUCUAUGGCCCGUAGCUGGACGCACAAGUAUGCCAUGUGCUGAACCUGAAUCCCUCGACGCCCCCCAUCGGGUCUCCAUUCACCCCAAAAUGUCUACUCAUGAGAAUCGAUCCAUUCUCCCCUCCUACUUUAAGGCUUCAGCGCCACCACGAGUAGUGCGUGCGUCCAGACAGAAUAAAAUUUUAAUUUGCUUUAUGGAUGGUUUCUUCAUCAUAAAAUGCAAAGCUUCGAGUUGUGCCUUCUUUCCCUUUA
This is a messenger RNA of Coffea arabica (coffee), 814 nucleotides long. The record is from RefSeq and is a predicted model, not a curated record. NCBI's taxonomy places the organism in Eukaryota, Viridiplantae, Streptophyta, Magnoliopsida, Gentianales, Rubiaceae.